AAAAACAGGAAGGGGGUGGAAGCAGGCCAUGGAAAAUUCAUUGCCAGGAAAGGGAGGCCAGCAUCUGGUUUGCAUUAGGCUGAGAGAACUUCGAAUGAGAGAUAUUGUUAUCCACAGGGCGGGUGGGGUGUGACGACACUGGGUAGAGAACUGGCAGCUUCUUCCCAGCUGGGGCUCAGAGGCUGACACAGAAAGAAGAGGGAAGGCGAGGGAGAAGGAAAUAGGAAACUCAAUUCAGUCUACACUGCAGCAGACACCUCACAAAUUCUUUGUUUGUCAUGACUUCACAGAGCAGAAUUGUUCUCAUUUUAUAGAUGAGGGAACUGAGGCCCAGAAAGGUUAAGUGACCUGCCCAAGGUCACACAGCCAGCUAGUGAUAGGGCCAGGAUCAAACAGGCUUUUUUCAACAUUCCAGCCUGGGUGGGGAGGGGACAAACAGCCCCAUCUACAGGCCUCGUUGAAGCCUGGGCCUCAGGCAUAGAGGAGAUAGUCUCAACCAACCCUCAGGUGUCUCCCCUUCCCUGGCCCAGAGCCUGGCCCCCAGCGUCAUCUUCUGCCCGCUGAGCCGCAGGAGUUAAUAAUUACAGGGUUUCAGAAGAUAGAGGCCUGUCAGGGAGGUGCCUCCCUUCCAGCCCACUGCUCCUCAGAGAUAGCAAAGGUUAACAUGAGGCUCAGCCUGGGGGUGGGGAGAAGGCUCCUGCACCUGCCCACUGGGCUGUCUCCAGAGGGACCCUCAGCCUAGCCCUCCAGACAUGGACUGUUCGAAGGAGCCUACCAGGUGCCCCGCCAGAGGGAAGUGUCCCGUGUUCCUGGCCAUGAGCUCAGGGGCUAUCCACUAUGCCCCAUCAGGCCUGGGCCCUGUACUUGAGGGGAACUUGGGAGAGGAGCCCUGGGACACAAACAGCCAGCCCCCUGCGGAGGAGGGCCACCCGCCACCCCUUGGGGUUGUCCCAGGCCCCUGGAAGAGCGUCAGCCUCUGCAAAGGCCGCAGGGAGUCCCAGGGAACCCUGUCAGACACCUCUGCAGGGGAGGAGGCCCAAGGGGAGGAGGGCCCUGCCGCCGCCCAGCUGGACGUGUCCCGCCUCCGAAGCUCUUCAGUGGAAAUCCGUGAGAAGGGCUCAGAGUUCCUGAAGGAGGAGCUGCACAAAGCCCAGAAGGAGCUGAAACUGAAGGACGAGGAGUGUGAGCGGCUGUCCAAGGUGCGGGAGCAGCUGGAACAGGAACUGGAGGAGCUGACAGCCAGCCUGUUUGAGGAAGCACACAAGAUGGUUCGAGAAGCCAACGUGAAGCAGGCAGCAUCAGAGAAGCAGCUGAAGGAGGCACGGGGCAAGAUCGACAUGCUGCAGGCAGAGGUGACAGCCUUGAAGACCCUUGUCAUCACAUCCACACCAGCCUCCCCCAACCGUGAACUCCACCCACAGCUGCUGAGCCCCACCAAGGCUGGGCCCCGAAAGGGCCACUCUCGCCACAAGAGCAGCAGUGCCCUCUGCCCAGUCGUGUGCCCUGCUGCAGGACAUGCCCUCGCCCCGGACAGGGAGGGCAAGGAGGUGGACACGACCCUGUUUGCAGAGUUCCAGGCUUGGAGGGAGUCACCCACCCUGGACAAGACCUGCCCUUUCCUGGAAAGGGUGUACCGGGAGGACGUGGGCCCCUGCCUGGACUUUACCAUGAGGGAGCUCUCGGCACUGGUGCGGGCUGCCGUGGAGGACAACACGCUCACCAUCGAGCCCGUGGCUUCACAGACGCUGCCCACAGUGAAGGUGGCUGCGGUCGAAUGUGGCAGCACCAACACGUGUGCCCUGAGUGGGCUGGCCCGCACCUGCCGCCACCGCAUCCGGCUUGGUGAUUCUGAGAGCCACUACUACAUCUCGCCGUCCUCCCGGGCCAGGAUCACAGCAGUGUGCAACUUCUUCACCUACAUCCGAUACAUCCAGCAAGGCUUGGUGCGGCAGGAUGCGGAGCCCAUGUUCUGGGAGGUCACGAGGCUGCGGAAGGAGAUGUCGCUGGCCAAGCUAGGCUUCUUCCCCCAGGAGGCCUAGGGCGUGGCCUGGCCUGGAGGGGGGCUCUAAGCUGGAGCAGACACCUGCCUCAGGAUGGACAGACAGACGGACAGGAAGACAGAGUCCUGGAGCCCGCCCUGAGUCAGAAGCCAAACAUCUGCCCCAGAACGGACAAAUGGCAGGCUCCGGAGGCAGCACUGAGCCAACACCAAGCACCUGUCCCAGGACAGACAGAAGCGACCCUUCUCUCUUCCCCACUGGGUUUCACAACCCACCGGAGUCUUUCAGAAAGCAUCAAAGAUGGAGGAGCUGGGAGCCAUACUCAGUGGGCUCAGCCCUGGGAGGGGCACCAGGGGCAGCCAGCACCUCGCCUGGGUCCUGGUGCCUUGUCGCUGCCACGUCCUCAGAGAGGGAGCUGCCUGGGGGUGGCCAGAUCCCCUGGGUAUCCUGUACCCUGGCUCCCAAGCCUGGGCCACAAGUAUCCCUUUGUGGCCAUCCCUUACCCCAUUCUCAGGUGGCCUCCCUGUUGGACUGACUGCCCCAGACCAGCCCUGGCCUUGCCUGUGCACUUUCCCAGUGUCCCCUGCUGUCUCAGGUGCCAGCGAGGCAGCAGUGCUGGGAUGGGCAGGCAGGACCUCCAUACCCUCUCCACUCCAACCUGUGUAUGGUUGAGAACUGCCCCUAGACGUUCUUAAGAUGAGUCAGGACCCCUCCUUCUACCCUCCCCCAGUCUCCGCCUUGUGCUUCCAGGAGGCCCCGGAGCGCUUUUUCUCCCUAAGGACAAGCCUGUUUUCAGCAGUGGGUGGCCAUGCAGACAAGGGGGGCUGAGGUCACCAGGCUUGCAGGAGGCACCGGGUGGGGUGGGCAGGACCUGGGCCCCACCUCACCCUCAGCCCACUCGGGCCCAGGGUUAGGGGCUCCAGCCUGGACACAACCCUCACCACAUCCGGAUUUCCUUCUCUGAGUGGAAUGUAACGCGAUCUCUAUUUAAUAAAGGGUGGCUUUGUUGGUA
Messenger RNA from Loxodonta africana (African savanna elephant), 3012 nucleotides. RefSeq names its product RAB3A interacting protein like 1 (gene RAB3IL1). Gene Ontology annotation, biological process: exocytosis. The transcript is spliced from 10 exons. Gene Ontology annotation, molecular function: guanyl-nucleotide exchange factor activity. Bases 753 to 2039 code for a protein of 428 amino acids. NCBI's taxonomy places the organism in Eukaryota, Metazoa, Chordata, Mammalia, Proboscidea, Elephantidae. The record is from RefSeq and is a predicted model, not a curated record. Gene Ontology annotation, cellular component: Golgi to plasma membrane transport vesicle.